UUUUCUAACCUGUCCUUUCAGCAUUGCGUCUCAGUUUGAGUGGAUUUUGUGCAUUGUUACUCUGUUUUUCGCGGUGGAUUUAUUAAUUGUUUCUGUUAUUGAAUAAAGAAAUUGUAUAACAAGAUGAAGGUGAAAAAAUCGGAUGUUAAGCAAGAAUCGAGUCUUCGGAAAGCAGUGAAAAAUGUCAAACAAAUAUUGAAGAAAAAAAAAGUAGAACCAAAGGUCGAAGUGAUCAAGAAAGUGAUCAAGCAGGGAAAAGAUCUACGACGGAAAACUAAAAUUCCAGUGGGCAUUGUUUAUAUUGGACACAUACCACAUGGAUUCUACGAGGAACAAAUGAAGGAUUAUUUUAGUCAAUUUGGAAAAGUAACACGUGUCAGAGUGGCUAGAUCAAAGAAGAAUGGACGCAGCAGAGGUUAUGGAUAUGUCGAAUUUGCACAUCCCGAAGUUGCAGAAAUUGCUGCCAAGACUAUGAAUAAUUACUUGAUGUGUGGCAGACUUAUAAAAGCCAAUUACAUUCCACCUGAAAAGCAGCACAAACGUUAUUUCAUGGGUACCAAUUGGUCCGUGAAAAAUUAUGCAAAAUUAACAAGAAGAAGAAAAGAAAUCAGAUCGAAUAGAAACUUAAACUUAAAUAAGAAAAAAGAUAAAAAAUUAGUUGAAAGAUAUCUCACAAAAUUGGCUAGCAUCGAAAGAAAAUUGAAAACUAAAGGAAUCGAAAUGAAAAUAACACCCGUCGAUGUACCCGAAGUAAAAUAAAGAUUGUCUAACAUAUAAGUCUGUAUAAUUCUGAAAAUUAAUAUAAAUUUAUUGAUUUACUUACACGAUA
Molecule: messenger RNA, 829 nt
Organism: Cephus cinctus (wheat stem sawfly)
Lineage: Eukaryota; Metazoa; Arthropoda; Insecta; Hymenoptera; Cephidae
Product: MKI67 FHA domain-interacting nucleolar phosphoprotein-like
Exons: 4
Coding region: 124-759 (211 amino acids)
Biological process (GO): maturation of LSU-rRNA from tricistronic rRNA transcript (SSU-rRNA, 5.8S rRNA, LSU-rRNA)
Cellular component (GO): nucleolus
Molecular function (GO): RNA binding
Source: RefSeq, a predicted model, not a curated record